CGUAGCCGCAUAGGCGCCUGGGGUUAUUAUACUUGGUACUCAUGUUUUAAUAUUUUCCACUGGGUGGCAGUAUAACAUUACAACCAAAGGCAGCGUUGGACAGUAGCUGAGGAUUCAGGUGCAUUAUAUGUAUGUAUACAUAACUCAGUCGUUAUAUAGAAAUCCUUUUGCUAAUAGAUGUCUCUUUGUUUCAGUUUAUUUACAAGACGUUUAGAUGAAUCUGCAGCAUGCAGGGCUGCCUCAAGGUCUAGUAGCCAAAAGCCAUAUAUUAACAACCGGUAACAUCUCCAAGGUGUCCUAAUUAAUGCAGAACAAACAAAAAUUGGAUUAUUUUGCUAUCGCCCUUCUCUCAAUGCAUAACAAUGUAUUUUUGGUGUUUUGUAUAGAAUAUUUUUCAGUUGUGGGUGAACUAUAUAUAUCAUACUACAGCUCAAGUUAACCAUGUGUAAUAAUCGAAAUAUAUGCUUAAUCUGACAAUUUGUGCAGAAUUAGAUUAGGUUGAAGUUUGGCAGUGAGUUGGAUAUGUAGUCGAAUUAGAAGCCUAUAAAACUAGGAGCGGGACUUCCCCCCGAAACUGGUGCCAAACAUCAAAUUGAGGGCGCUUCAGUGCAAACUCCUGGGCUGUUUUCUGCCAGUCCGCCCCUGGAUAAGAGAGCUGGCACGUCGUAAGCCUACUAGUCACUUCCCCAACUGCGAAGGUAAACGGCGAUGAGCUUCAGUAGAUCGGUGGCCGAACGAACUGCAUUUACCAGAAUUCCCUAGCCAAACAUUUGGCGGGCGGGGGUGAGGGAAAUGAAUUUUUAUCUGUAUAAAUACCCGAUUGUGUGUGUGUAUAUAUAUAUGAUUUAUUGAUUCCACAUUCUAGUAAAUUAUGCAAUGUAAAAUGGCGCAUAGUUGACAAACAGAAUUGUUGUCGAAUGUACCAUGUGUCAUAGCUGUAGUUUAUGAUAUAGACUACAUUUACCACAAUCCUAUGCCUCUGCGUCAUCCUUCACUACUGUGUUCGUUCGUGCGUGCGUUUGUGUUGGGGGGGGAAAAGGACUUCGUGUAACUACAGCGAUGUCAGUCCAGGUUGUGUCAGCGAAAAUGGCCGAGGCGGACCUGCAAGCCAGUUCCAGCAAAGAGCUCAAAGCUGUACCUCCGGGAAUGCCCCAGUCGGAGGAGAAAAGGGUGCUUAGAAACGAGCCUAAGGCUGCAGCUGCUACCUCACCGGUGGGUUCGUCGACGGAGGUUAUAGCGAAAGGGGACCCCAGCCAUUCCCCGACCCCCAGCCCGGACCUCCCGAAGAUGCAGGCAUCGGCUAUGAGGCGAACAGACGCGCGGCAAAACGGAGACUCCCUCCUGAACAGCGACGGCACCGUCGCCGAAGCUCCGAGGACGAAGAAGAUUCAGUUUGCCGACCAGAAACAGGAGUUCAACAAGAGGCCCACGAAGAUUGGGCGGCGCUCACUGUCCCGGUCCAUCUCACAGUCCUCCACAGAUAGCUACAGCUCAGCUGCCUCCUACACAGACAGCUCUGAUGAUGAGACGUCUCCGCGGGACAAGCAGCAGAAGAACUCCAAGGGCAGCGCAGACUUCUGCAUCAAGAAUAUCAAACAGGCCGACUUCGGGCGCCGGGAGAUCGAGAUUGCAGAGCAAGAGAUGCCGGCUCUGACGGCUCUUCGCAAGAGAGCCCAGGGUGAAAAGCCUCUGGCAGGAGCCAAGGUGGUGGGCUGCACCCACAUCACCGCCCAGACUGCUGUGCUGAUGGAGACUCUCUCGGCUCUGGGAGCUCAGUGCCGCUGGGCUGCCUGCAACAUCUACUCUACCCAGAACGAGGUAGCUGCUGCUCUGGCUGAGGCAGGGAUCUCAGUGUUCGCAUGGAAGGGCGAGUCGGAGGACGACUUUUGGUGGUGCAUCGAUCGCUGUGUCAACCUGGAGGGCUGGCAGCCCAACAUGAUCCUGGAUGACGGGGGCGACUUGACCCACUGGAUCUACAAGAAGUACCCCAGUAUGUUUAAGAAAAUCAAGGGAAUCGUGGAAGAGAGCGUCACUGGAGUUCACAGGCUGUACCAGCUGUCUAAGGCCGGCAAAUUGUGUGUUCCUGCAAUGAACGUCAACGACUCGGUGACAAAGCAGAAAUUUGACAACCUGUACUGCUGCCGGGAGUCCAUCCUGGAUGGGCUGAAGCGGACCACAGAUGUGAUGUUUGGCGGGAAACAGGUGGUGGUGUGUGGAUAUGGAGAGGUCGGCAAGGGCUGUACGGCUGCUCUGAAAGCCAUGGGUGCCGUCGUGUACGUGACUGAGAUCGACCCCAUCUGUGCUCUGCAGGCCUGCAUGGAUGGCUUCCGACUGGUGAAGCUGAAUGAGGUCAUCAGACAAGUGGACAUUGUCAUCACCUGCACAGGCAAUAAGAACGUGGUGGUCCGGGAAUACCUGGACCGCAUGAAGAGUGGCUGUAUCGUGUGCAACAUGGGCCACUCCAACACAGAGAUCGACGUGGCCAGCCUACGUACCCCUGAGCUCACCUGGGAGCGUGUGAGGUCACAGGUGGACCAUGUCAUCUGGCCCGACGGCAAAAGGAUUGUGCUGCUAGCUGAGGGCCGUCUUCUGAACCUUAGCUGCUCCACAGUGCCCACGUUCGUGCUGUCCAUUACUGCUACCACUCAGGCUCUGGCGCUGAUUGAGCUUUUUAACGCCCCCGAGGGCCGCUACAAGCAGGACGUCUAUCUGCUGCCCAAGAAAAUGGACGAGUAUGUAGCCAGUCUUCACCUUCCUGCGUUCGACGCCCACUUGACAGAGCUGAGUGAUGAGCAAGCGAAGUAUCUGGGGCUGAACAAAAACGGCCCUUUUAAGCCAAACUACUACAGGUAUUAAACCUGAGGGCACCGGGGGGGCACUGAAGAAGCCCUAGACAUGUGGAGCCCCCCCCCCCCCCCACCCCC
Messenger RNA from Brienomyrus brachyistius, 2924 nucleotides. Its product is annotated as S-adenosylhomocysteine hydrolase-like protein 1. The record is from RefSeq and is a predicted model, not a curated record. Gene Ontology annotation, biological process: L-methionine cycle. Lineage: Eukaryota; Metazoa; Chordata; Actinopteri; Osteoglossiformes; Mormyridae. The transcript is spliced from 17 exons. Gene Ontology annotation, cellular component: cytosol. Bases 1060 to 2856 code for a protein of 598 amino acids.